Molecule: messenger RNA, 3058 nt
Organism: Vitis vinifera (wine grape)
Lineage: Eukaryota; Viridiplantae; Streptophyta; Magnoliopsida; Vitales; Vitaceae
Product: carbon catabolite repressor protein 4 homolog 1
Exons: 12
Coding region: 534-2345 (603 amino acids)
Biological process (GO): nuclear-transcribed mRNA poly(A) tail shortening
Cellular component (GO): CCR4-NOT complex; nucleus; cytoplasm
Molecular function (GO): poly(A)-specific ribonuclease activity
Source: RefSeq, a predicted model, not a curated record
GAAAAUAAAAAAGGCAAAGGAAAACACAUAACAACAGAAAAGAAAGUGUGAGAAAGUGAGGGAAUAAGCCACAUAUGUGAUAUAUAGAGGUUUCUUUCUUUUGUCUCCAAAUAGAAUGGCCUCUAUAUAUAUAUGCAUAUAAAUAUGUCGCAUUUUACAUCUUCACUUCCUCUGUAAAACCCUAACAAUUCCAAAUCCCUCGUUUUUCUAUUUUCGUUCCCUCUCCAUAGAAAUCGAGCUUUUUCUAUAUCUCAAGAUUCCGAUCGUUGGUGAGCGAUCGAUCCAGUUCAAUCACUUGAGCGAGGUGCGGGGGGGCAUUUUCUGGGAAAUCGUUGUGCGGAGCAAAAGAUCUGGAUUUUGUGCUAGGGUUUCCUUCGGAUCGUCAAGGCUGGCGGGGGUGGGGGGAAAGUAAUGGCGGAUCUGCCACGUGUCCGCCUUAUCGACUGUGUCGAAGUUGAGGAGAGAUCGCUAGGGUUACAGUGCCGCGAAAUUUUUUCCAAGGGGAAGGUGUCAUCGAAAAAGUGGGAGGAACCAUGCUGAGCGUGCUUCGCGUUCACCUGCCAUCCGAUAUUCCGAUCGUUGGUUGUGAGCUCACGCCGUACGUGCUUCUCCGCCGGCCGGACAAGAACCUUACAACCGAGGAUGUGCCGGAGUCUGCCCCAAUCGAAGGCCACUUUUUGAGGUAUAAGUGGUAUCGUAUACAAAGCGAUAGAAAAGUAGCUGUCUGUAGUGUACAUCCAUCUGAGCAUGCCACUUUGCAGUGCUUAGGUUGUGUGAAGGCCAAAAUACCUGUUGCCAAAAGUUACCAUUGCUCUCCUAAGUGCUUCUCGGAUGCAUGGCAGCAUCAUCGUGUUUUACAUGAUCGGGCUGCUAGUGCUGUAAAUGAAAAUGGGAAUGAAGAGGAAGAGUUAUUUGGCCGCUUCAAUAGUACCGGAUCUGGAAGUAUCAAUACUAGUUUAGCUCCUUCUGCAUCAAGUGCUAGCUUGGCGAAUGGUUCAGCACCUUUAUAUCCUGCUGCAGUUACUCAAAGAAGUGGUGGGGAAACUUGGUUUGAAGUUGGACGCUCUAAAACCUAUACACCAACAGCCGAUGAUAUUGGCCAUGUUCUCAAAUUUGAGUGUGUUGUGGUAGAUGCAGAAACAAAACUGACCGUUGGACAUGGCAGCAAUAUACUAACUUCCCGAGUCAUUCCAGCUCCCUCACCUACUCCUCGUCACUUGAUCUCAGUCAGUGGAGUUGAUAUGGUGGGGCAUUUGGAUUCAGAUGGCCGUAUAUCAUCUGCAGGAACCUUUACUGUGCUCUCAUACAACAUUUUGUCCGAUGUGUUCGCCACCAGUGAAUUAUACAGUUACUGCCCCUCAUGGGCUCUUUCUUGGCCUUACCGCAAGCAGAAUUUAUUACGGGAAAUAGUUGGAUAUCGUGCUGACAUUGUCUGUCUGCAAGAGAUUCAAAGUGAUCAUUUUGAGGAAUUUUUUGCCCCAGAGCUGGACAAACAUGGAUAUCAAGCACUUUACAAGAGAAAAACAAACGAGGUUUACACUGGUAAUAUCCAUACAAUUGAUGGUUGUGCAACAUUUUUUCGCAGGGAUAGAUUUUCACAUGUCAAAAAAUAUGAGGUUGAAUUUAAUAAGGCUGCCCAGUCUUUGACGGACGCUGUGGUUCCAAGUGCUCAAAAGAAAACUGCUCUAAAUCGACUAGUUAAGGAUAAUGUUGCACUAAUAGCAGUCCUGGAAGCAAAAUUCAGUUACCAGGGUGCUGAUAUUCCUGGGAAACGACAACUUCUUUGUGUGGCAAAUACACACAUAAAUGUUCAUCAAGAAUUGAAAGAUGUCAAGUUGUGGCAGGUUCAUACUCUCUUAAAAGGUUUGGAAAAAAUAGCUGCCAGUGCAGACAUUCCCAUGCUGGUUUGUGGCGAUUUUAAUUCAGUUCCUGGAAGUGCACCACAUGCACUUCUUGCGAUGGGAAAAGUGGAUCCAAUGCAUCCAGAUUUAGCAAUAGACCCUCUUGGAAUUUUGCGCCCUGCCAGCAAGCUAACACAUCAGCUGCCUCUGGUAAGUGCUUACUCAUCCUUUGCAAGAAUGGGGGUUGGCAUUGGUUUGGAGCAACAGAGGAGAAGGUUGGACCCCUCAACAAAUGAACCUUUAUUUACACAUUGCACUAGAGAUUUUAUUGGCACCCUUGAUUACAUAUUUUAUACAGCCGACUCUUUAACGGUGGAAUCAUUGUUGGAACUCUUGGAUGAGGAUAGCUUGAGAAAAGACACAGCACUUCCUUCUCCGGAGUGGUCCUCUGAUCAUAUUGCCCUUCUGGCUGAAUUUCGUUGCAAGCCUAGAACUAGACGUUGACAUUCCAGGUGUGCUUAGAAUGGACUUUUGGGUUUAAGUCAAACUAUUGUGUGUUGACUUACAUGCUGCAAAAUUGUGAUUCUACUUGGUAAGAGAACUUCAUCAUAUGCUUUCUGUGUGUAAAAGUUGAAUGGGGACAACUUGGUGUAUGAAAGAAAGCUCUCAGUGAAAUGUGAAAUGCACCAAAAGUCUGAAGUUGAAUGGGGUGUAUUUUUGAAAUCUCGUAAUACCUUUAUUUGAUAUUUUGAAGAUUAGAACUUAUUUCGGUUUGUGUAGGUUGUGAUUACUCACCUAGCAUAUGUAUUUUGCCUGUAGGUCAGGUCUUCUGAACACAGAUGCCUAAGAGAGUGGGGUUGAGAGAAGCCAAUGGAUAAAGAAGAUAAAACGUCAGUGUACUGAUGGUAGAUCAUGCUCCAUGUUCUUUAUCAGGUGUCCAUGUUGGAUCCUGGGUGUGAUCUACUUUGUAUUAUGCUACCUUUGUCACAUAGAAAAAUUAUGUUUAUGUCUCAUUCAAUUUCCUUUUGUUUUUUUUUUUUCCUUUGCCAAUAGAAAUGCCCAUCGGCCCGAUAUAAGUUAGGUUUUUAUCUUGUAAGUUGAGGAUUAAGUUUUACCCCAAGGCAGGUGUGAUGAGACACCUCCAGUUGUCGUAUAUCAUGGGUUUCCAUGUUUCCUUGGAAUUUUAGUGAUAAUCCUCGUUCGGUGCUGAUGCCUAA